ACAGAACAUCCAAAUAAAUCCCUACCUCCGCUUAUUCUCUGCUUCCGCAGAUCUUCAUUUUUCAUGUGUGCCAUACGACCUGUUGUUACUUAGCUUUUAAAUCCGUGGCUGUUGCAUUUCAAGUGGAUCAAAAUGGUUGUUUUAGCGGCUUCUAUUAUAAGCAAAUCUGGCAAAGCACUUGUUUCGAGGCAAUUCGUUGAUAUGUCUCGCAUCAGAAUUGAGGGGCUUCUCGCAGCUUUCCCCAAGUUGGUUGGAACAGGAAAACAGCACACUUAUAUUGAGACCGAAAAUGUACGCUAUGUAUAUCAGCCAAUAGAGUCUCUGUAUUUGCUGCUUGUCACAAAUAAACAGAGUAACAUUUUGGAAGAUCUAGAGACACUGAGGCUGCUCUCCAAAAUCGUACCUGAAUAUUCGUAUUCUCUAGAUGAAGAGGGCAUUUGCAAGACAUCUUUUGAGUUGAUAUUUGCAUUUGAUGAGGUUAUCUCCCUUGGGCACAAGGAGAACGUUACCAUUGCCCAAGUGAAGCAGUAUUGUGAGAUGGAGAGUCAUGAGGAGAGGUUGCACAAGUUGGUGUUGCAGAGCAAGAUCAAUGAGACCAAGGAUAUCAUGAAACGGAAAGCCAUUGAAAUUGACAAAAGCAAGAUUGAUAAGAAUAGAGGUGAGAAAGGAGGGUACAUGUCUUUACAAUCAAUGGGUUCCGGAAGAAUUGAAAGUGGUUUUGGUAGCGAUAUGAACAUAUCGAGCACUGGAAGUGGCUCUGGGUUUGGACUAAACACUGAUGUGGACUCUUUCUCAAGCAAGUCCAAAGGCCGUCCACCUGCAUCUGCUACGGCUCCUCCAAAAGGGCUUGGUAUGCAGCUAGGUAAAACACAAAGGGCGAACCAGUUUUUGGAAUCGUUGAAAGCUGAGGGUGAAGUGAUUGUCGAGGAUGUGCGCCCCAGUGUUGGUCAGUCCAAGCCAGCUGCUCCACCACUAACUGAUCCUGUCACAUUGACUGUUGAAGAGAAGCUCAAUGUGUCACUGAAGCGAGAUGGUGGGGUCAGCAACUUUGAUGUUCAGGGAACCUUGUCUCUCCAAAUCCUUAAUCAAGAAGAUGGGCUUAUCCAAGUUCAGAUUGAGACUGGGGGUAAUCCAGGCAUCCUUUUCAAGACGCACCCUAACAUCAACAAAGACUUGUUUUCGAAUGAAAAUAUUCUAGGCCUUAAAGAUCCUAACAGGCCAUUUCCAGCUGGUCAAUCUAGUGAUGGUGUCAGUCUCUUGAAGUGGAGAAUGCAGAGUGUAGAUGAAUCAGUUGUGCCAUUGACGAUUAACUGCUGGCCUUCUGUUUCUGGAAAUGAAACUUAUGUAAGCAUUGAGUAUGAAGCUUCUUCAAUGUUUGAUUUGCAAAAUGUUGUCAUUUCGGUACCUCUUCCAGCUCUUAGAGAGGCGCCGAGUGUGAGACAAAUUGAUGGGGAGUGGAGGUAUGACUCCAGAAAUUCCAUUUUGGAAUGGUCCAUACUUCUCAUUGAUAACUCAAACCGCAGUGGAUCAAUGGAGUUUGUUGUUCCUCCAGCAGAUUCGUCCGUCUUCUUUCCAAUUUCUGUGCGUUUUACUGCUUCAAAUACCUUCAGUGACCUAAAGGUUCUCAAUAUCUUGCCAUUGAGAGGUGGAACUGCUCCCAAGUUCUCUCAGAGAGCACAGCUAUCCACAGAAAACUACCAAGUGGUGUAAUUUGAAGUGUCCCUACGUCGGUAUUUUGCUGUCGAUAUCUCUUUAUUAAGAUUUUGGAGAUUUGUUUGUUGUCCUAAAUUUAGUAUACCAAGGCUGAUGCUCGUUUUUCAUUCAAUUAUAAUUCGAACUUCGAGACAACUGGUGCUGGAUAUGAUUGUUAUUCUCAUUUGCUUGAACUCUAAUAUGCUUUUGUAUGAGAACUACAUACAUAUAGUUAUAUUCUGUGGUGCUUGUUUAGGC
Messenger RNA from Ilex paraguariensis (yerba mate), 1950 nucleotides. NCBI's taxonomy places the organism in Eukaryota, Viridiplantae, Streptophyta, Magnoliopsida, Aquifoliales, Aquifoliaceae. The record is from the annotation of a GenBank genome assembly.